Physella acuta is the source of this 2085-nucleotide messenger RNA. RefSeq names its product gonadotropin-releasing hormone receptor-like. Gene Ontology annotation, cellular component: plasma membrane. The record is from RefSeq and is a predicted model, not a curated record. Gene Ontology annotation, molecular function: G protein-coupled receptor activity; peptide binding. Gene Ontology annotation, biological process: cellular response to hormone stimulus; G protein-coupled receptor signaling pathway. Lineage: Eukaryota; Metazoa; Mollusca; Gastropoda; Physidae.
UUUUACGGAUUGUUAAUUAGUUUUAUUAGAUUAAUUACUAUUACCGUGGAUUAGUGUAAUUAGUUUUAUAAUUAUAAUUUGAACAAAGAUUGUUGUAAUUUCUGUGUGAAAACAAGGAUGGUUUAAUUCAGAUUGGAUUUGUUUUCAAUUCAUUUUAGCUUAGGUUGAUUACAGCCUGAUAAAUAUACGGUGACACGACCAACAACAAACCCCUGUCGUUUAUUUACAUUCAACAACGCUUCAAACAAUGGUCGGUGAAUUCAUAAUUUAUCGCCCAAACAACCCGGAUCAAGGCAAAUUUCCACGAACAAACAGAUGUCUUUUUAUCGUCUGCGUCAUCGAGUGCUUGAACGUGUCGUCUGCCGAUCAACGCCGGGGCGUCGAGUUAAUCCUCCCGGGGCGCGCCUGCUGAAAACACCAUGAAUAAUUACUCCGUGGACCCCACGCUAACACCGGGGUCUCGCUUUGAGGACGAGUUCAACUGCACCGGAAACUGCUCGGAUGUCGAAGAAGAAAUCUGGCAGCCUGCUGUCAUUCAGCGCGUGACGACCAUCGUUUUCAGCAUGGUACUCACGUUGUUCGGAAACACCGUUAUCAUCCUCAUGCUAACCUGCAGCCGAUACCGGAAACGGAACAGCCGUGUGAAUAUUUUUAUCAUCCAUCUCGCGAUUGGAGACCUGACGGUGUGUUUUUGUACAAUGACGACGGAAAUUUUAUUCGUGGCUUUCGGGAAAUGGGUUCUGGGUCCUCUUCUUUGUAAACUCCUGCCGUAUUUUCAAUGUAUAACGCUGGCUAGUACAACUUUUAUACUGACGUCCAUGAGUUUCGAUCGAUAUCUGGCAAUCUGCAAACCGCUCAAAUACCGGGCCACCACCGCGCGGGCUAAAAAAUUCAUCGCUGUUUCAUGGAUUCUGGCUUUCAUUCUCGCCAUCCCGCAGUUGUUGAUUUUUGUUGAAAUUGAAGAAAGAAAAGGUGGACGUGUGUCAAUGCAAUGCGUGACAAAAGGCUACACGGCUCUAUGGCAGAGGAUGUUGUACUUCACAUUCCUAACCUGUUAUGUUUUUAUCGUCCCCAUCAUCCUUAUCUCCUUCUGCUACAUCAGCAUCGUCUGCGUGGUUUCCAAAGCCAGUCGGGUUGUUCAAAACUCGCAAAACAAUAAUUAUUCUUUACGACGUUCGCACUGCACGAGAUCCAAGUCCACAUUCCCCCGCGCUAAGAUAAAAACAUUGAAGAUGACGUUCGCGAUUAUAGCAACUUUUAUAGUCUGCUGGACGCCUUAUUUCGUGACGACGUUAAUCCGAAUCUACAGCGAUUAUAAAAUCCACGUUCCCGCGGAGGUUAUGGCUUUUGUAGAAUCCGUUACGUUUAUUCAAAGUGCUUUCAAUCCGUUAAUCUACGGUUGUUUUAAUAUCAAGAUCAAACGAGGAUUGUUGGAGUUGUUUUGUCCGCAUCAUGAGAAACUUCUAAGACGUUCUCCAAGUUAUCGAAGCCCGGGGUUAUGCAUGUCUGUUUCAAGUGGGGUCGGCCAUCACCAGAGACCUGUGUACGAAAUGAAAUUGUGCGCGAAGUCCAGACUACGAGAUAACAUUGCGCCGAACAACGCUUCGAAUUCAGACAGCGGAAAUUCCUUGGAGCGCAUUGGUCGAGGGUCGAGCGUUGUUACUGUGACCGAGGAGAAUAAGAACGGGGUGAGGCUUCGAGUUCGGUUCGCCACUAAGGACCAAUGCCGGUGUCUAUCAAGCGACGGAUUGGAGUUCUACAACUCGGAGAGCUCUCUACCGUAUGAGUUUCUAAACGGCGUGCAUGGCUCGAAAGUAGCUAUUUAUAAACACCACUCGCUUCAGCAGCUCUAUAAAUAGAAUUAUCGAGAUGCGAUAAAAAUUUGUGAUACGUAAUGGAUUUUGGCAUUAUUGUGUUGGUUGUCGUUGAGCAGGCUUCAACAUCUUGGUGUUCUUUUCAUUCCCUUGCAGCUAAAGACGGAUGAGAGCCAAUGAAAUAGAAAAAUAAUUCCAAAUGGACGUUAGAUCAUUGUGGUUGUUUGUUGUUGUUUUUUUUUUCAUUUUUUUUUCUUUGCUAUAUUUUAUU